UUUGGCAUGCUAUAAAAUCACGGCUAGAAAAAGUUGAUGUAAGCUAUGAUUUGCAAUGCUAGUCCUUGCACACUCACGCUCCGCACGUUAGGUGAAUAGCAUUAUGAACGAUCAGCUGUUUACCAGUUUACGUCCAACAACGGAAGCAAACAUGUUACCACUAAUGAUCCAUUCCACGCUAAGCCACGCCCGAAAACCGCCCCAGGCCAAUAAUGUUUAGCAACCGUAACUAGGCGCGGGAGGCAGAGGCGAUUCUAGGGUUAGAGCUUUAGGGGUGCUGAGCACCCAAUGAGCUCCGCUGCCACCACCCGCUCUUUUUUCCUACAGAAACCAAUUAUGUCUAUUGUUAAAUAGCUAUCAUUUUAACAUUGGUUCUACUAACUCCAAAAUAAAGAUUUUUUUUGGAGACCUUUCAGGCAUGAAAAUGGGUCAGGGGUGAAAAAGAUGAGUAGAAUAUUACCCCUCUAGGGUCCGGGAGCAUGCUCCCCCUUAGAAUUUUUUUUAAAAUAACAUAUUUUAAAGCAUCAAUCUGAUGAGUUUUCAGAUGCAUUUUUUUUGCCAACCUUUUUAUUUCUAAUUAAUGGUGAGCUAGCACAUUUUUGCCAUUAAUGCCAUAUUAUAGUCUCAGGACAAAAGGUGGGCUACAGCAGCAGUGUGGGUAUGGUUUUAUGUGAAUAUACAGUGUAUCGUUUUAACUAACCUUUAUCAAAAUGUCAAAUCUCCUAAUUUAUAACUUUUAUGCCUACAACAUAUGGUAGGUUUAUUAAUAGUUUGUUAAUUUGCAUCUUUUCUUUUAACAGUCCUUAAAUUGAACCAUUACCUUUACUAUAUGUCUAAAACAAAACACUUGUGACUCCUGCACUAAGGGUUAAAAACGUUAUCCCCUUCAUAUUAGUCUACAUGUGACAAACUAAAAAAUAUUUAUUGUCUAGUUUGAUAGUCAGACAGUUUGUGAUUUCACACAUAACUUACCGGUAGCCUACUGGUGGUAUACAGUGAUAUGUAGUUUCUUUUCACUCUGUUCCAAACGCCAUGUUUUCAUGACGACUGACCAGAAAAGACGCACGUGAUGUUUACAUGACUCCCGAUUGUUAAAAUGAGUCUCAAAUUAACGAUAAAUCAUACAAUAAACUUUAACAACGGAGACACACGUAUGCAACUUCCCCACUGAGACGCACAAAACUGCAUGCGUCUUGCGGAAGAACAUUGUAACCGGCGCUACUUCUCUCCGUUUAAGUCUAUGGACGAGUCACCCAGGUACUGUACUACUCCGCAGCGCGCGGGUACCCGCCGGACUAAAAUAAUCCGAAAAUAAACACUUAUUAUACGUGUACCAUGGUGAUUCAUUAUAAGACAAAAACACGGCUUGAAAGAUUGAUUCGUGAUGUACUGGCUCAUUAUAAACAUAACGUAAACAUUUUGUAAGAUUUGAACAAAAAAGUUGCAUCACAACACUUUUAACUGAUUCUCACUCUGCGUGUGUUUCGCGCUGAAUGACGGACGGGGCGAUGCAGGUACAGAGAAGUAGAAGAGGAUGACACCAUUUGCUAAGGGGGGAGGUUUUCAUUUUCUACCUUAUUAUACAUUUUAAACCACAAACUACGGAGUAUGUUUUGGACAUUAUUUAACCUGGUCAAAGACGAACGAACAUUUUAGAAUAAUAAAAUUUCUUGCCCCAAGUUUUAGGGGUGCUGAGCUCCUUUUUAGGGGUGCUGAAGCACCCUAAAAAGGGGCUAGCCUCGCCCAUGGCGGGAGGUCUGUCAAGCUCUCGAGCGGGGGAACAUGCCGAAGCGUUGUGCGUAUGGCUUGUGUAAAUCUGAUACCAGGUAUCCCAAAAGUUUGGAUGGAGGGGUGGAAUUUUUUCCCUUCCCGAAACCUAAAACCCAAGGGGAGAAAUGCCGGACGUGGAUCACGCAGUGUGGAAGGCCACAUUCACAACUAAAUGUCGACAGGAUUAACAAAAACACAUACGUUUGCUCCAAGCAUUUUGUUAAUGGACGUCCUACUCCCGAGGACCCCAAUCCGAUCGCGGCUCUCCCGGGUUUAAUGUUAGUUCCAGAGAGGGGACAUCAGGGGGCUUGCCAGAGAUCUUCAAGGAAAAGAUUGCGUGAUGAAGAUCUUUCAGUUUGCCGUAAAAAAAGAAGAUUGGAGACGUUAACUGAUGUGCCUGCAUUGCAAACAGAGGAAAGUGAGAGAAAUUCAUCUCAGUCCAGCCAGGACCGUCAGUCCACAGAUAAAGAUGAAGACAUGGAGGUGGCAGAGAUCUGCUAUGAAGUUCCUUUUCCAUCUCAGACAGAUGAAUUGGCACAGACUGAACUAAAAUCAGAAGUCCAGAUAAAGUUGGAAGGACAAGCAAGGUUAGAAGACCAGCUAAAGUCAUCAGUCCAGAUAAAGUUGGAAGAACAAGCAAGAUCAGUGGACCGGCUAAAGACAUCAGUCCAGAUAAAGUUGGAAGAACAAGCAAGAUCAGAAGACCAGAUAAAGAUGGAAAACCAGAUAAAAUUGGAAGGACAAGCAAGGUUAGAAGACCAGCCAAAGUCAUCAGUCCAGAUAAAGUUGGAAGAACAAGCAAGAUCAGUGGACCAGCUAAAGACAGAACAGCAGCUUAAGUCGGCAGUCCAGAUAAAGUUGGAAGAACAAGCAAGAUCAGAACACCAGAUAAAGAUGGAAGAACAAACAAGGUCAGAGGACCAGCUAAAGACGGAAGACCAAAUAAAGUCAUCAGUCCGGAUCAAGUUGGAAGAGCAAGCAAGAUCAGAGGACCAGCUAAAGAUGGAAAACCAGAUAAAGUUGGAAGAACAAGCAAGAUCGGAAGACCAGCUAAAGACUGAAGACCAGAUAAAAUCAGAAGUCCAGAUAAAGUCAGAAGACCAACUUAACCAAGAUGUCUGCAAUGGUUUUGUUGCUUCAGCAUUAGGCAAUGGAGAUAUUAAUCCACGGAUUUCUACUUUAACCACUAAAAAAGAAAUAAAAGAAGAACCAGUAGAGACUGAAGUACAACCAGAAAACAGACUUGAGAUCAGCAUGGACUCUGUUACUACAUCAGACAAAAUCACUCCCAGUUUUGUUCAGACUGUAAACCCAGUGACCGUGCAAGUAAAAGAAAAACCCCCAAAAGAACCGCUGGUGCCUAAUUUCACAGGACUGUUAAGGACCUGCUUUCAAUGUGGGGAGCCAGUACAGGAAUGUACAACCGGAUCAUCCGGGAGUCUCAACCAACUUCAGUGGAAAUGUUCAAAUGGACACUGCAUAAUUCUUUUCUCCAACAGCAAUCUAACACAGACACAUACACAUCCGAGCUAGUUUAUAUAAAGUUUGAGUGUCAUUUAAAUAAAAGUUUACUUUAAUAUAACAUCUCACCAGUGGAAAUGUGCAAAAGUAACAGAUGCAUGUAGAUUUUGUAAAGUUGGAUGAAAAAUAAAGGUUUACUCUG
Paramisgurnus dabryanus is the source of this 3433-nucleotide messenger RNA. RefSeq lists its product as uncharacterized. The record is from RefSeq and is a predicted model, not a curated record. NCBI's taxonomy places the organism in Eukaryota, Metazoa, Chordata, Actinopteri, Cypriniformes, Cobitidae.